Messenger RNA from Zingiber officinale, 835 nucleotides. Its product is annotated as rho GDP-dissociation inhibitor 1-like. NCBI's taxonomy places the organism in Eukaryota, Viridiplantae, Streptophyta, Magnoliopsida, Zingiberales, Zingiberaceae. The record is from RefSeq and is a predicted model, not a curated record. Gene Ontology annotation, cellular component: membrane; cytosol; cytoplasm. The transcript has 5 exons. Gene Ontology annotation, biological process: Rho protein signal transduction. The coding region runs from base 161 to 835 and encodes 224 amino acids. Gene Ontology annotation, molecular function: protein binding; Rho GDP-dissociation inhibitor activity.
CAUUCCAUUUGUCGUAAAUCUACCUCCUUCUCUCCCUCCAAAAGCCUCUUCUUCCUCUCCUCCCUCACCUCUCCUCGCACUAUGCGUAUUCAUUAAAUGUUAGGCACGAGAGGAGAAGACCAAAAGGACUCGAUAGGUCUCCAUUGUCAUUUUGGUACCCAUGGAUAAGGAGAAGGAAACUAGUGCCCAGAGCGGACAUAACACUGACGAUGAGGACAAGAUCUCUCGCAAGCUAAGCUCUACCUCGAUUGUCUCCGAGGAUGAUUGCGGCGGCGAUGAUGAUGAUGAGAAGCGAGCUAUUUUGCUCGGCCCGCAAAUUGGGCUCAAGGAACAAUUGGAGAUGGAUAAGGACGACGAGAGCUUGAGGAAGUGGAAGGAGCAACUCCUUGGAAGUGUAGAUCUUAAUGAUGUUGGGGAGAUACUUGAGCCAAAUGUGGAGUUUCAGGAGCUGACCAUAUUGAGCCCCGAUCGCGACGAUCUAGUUUUGCCAAUUCCCUUUGCGCCUGAUUCAAAGGGCUUCGCAUUCGCACUCAAGGAUGGUUGUCGAUAUCGUCUCAAAUUUUCCUUCACUGUCACUAAUAACAUUGUUUCUGGUCUUAGAUACACCAACACUGUUUGGAAAACCGGAGUAAAAGUCGAGAAUAAUAAAGUGAUGCUGGGAACAUUUAGUCCACAAAAGGAGCCUUACACAUAUGAACUAGAAGAAGAGACGACUCCUGCUGGUUACUUUGCAAGGGGAUCUUACAGUGCGAAAACGAAGUUUGUGGAUGAUGAUGGCAAGUGCUACUUGGAUAUGAACUACUACUUCGAGAUUCGAAAGGACUGGCCAAAUUAA